AUGAACAAGUACAAAAUCGCCAAACAGAUCGGGGACGGGUCGUUUGGGGUCGUUUUGAAGGGGACACAUGUGGAGACGGGGGAGACGGUUGCGAUCAAGAAAAUGAAACAAAAGUACUACAGCUGGGACGAAGCGGUGAACCUGCGCGAGGUCAAAUCGCUGGCCAAGCUGAGCAACCACGUCAACAUCAUCAAGCUGAAGGAGGUGCUGAGGGAACAUGACGAGCUGUACUUUGUGUUUGAGUUCAUGGAGGGGAACCUGUACCAGCAUACGAAGAAUCGGGAGGGGAGCUUGUUUACGGAGGCGGAGGUUAAGAGUUUGAUAUUUCAAGUGUUACUGGGUCUCGCGCAUAUGCAUAAGCAUGGGUUCUUUCACCGGGACAUGAAGCCAGAAAACCUCCUGAUGGCCGGGACAACUGUGAAGCUGGCUGAUUUUGGGUUGACACGAGAGAUUCGAAGUCGACCGCCAUAUACGGAAUACGUCAGCACUCGAUGGUAUCGCGCGCCAGAAAUCAUUCUUCGCUCCACAUCAUACUCCUCCCCAAUCGACAUGUGGGCAGUCGGUUGUAUACUGGCCGAGCUAUUCACCCUCCGGCCCCUGUUCCCCGGAACCUCCGAAAUGGACCAACUCUUCAAAGUCGUAGAAAUCCUAGGCACCCCAGGCACAUCACGGGGUCUGCGGUUAGCCGGGAGCAUGAAAUUUCGGUUUCCGCAGUUGCCGAGUGUCCCUCUGGCGCAGGUUAUACCCAACGCGUCCGAUAGCGCGUUGAUGCUUAUCGCCGACAUGCUUCGGUAUGAUCCGAAUCUCCGACCGACGGCGCAACAGGCCUUGCAGCAUCCGUGGUUU
This is a messenger RNA of Fimicolochytrium jonesii, 846 nucleotides long. RefSeq names its product kinase-like domain-containing protein. The record is from RefSeq and is a predicted model, not a curated record. The transcript has 7 exons. Gene Ontology annotation, molecular function: protein serine/threonine kinase activity; ATP binding. Gene Ontology annotation, biological process: intracellular signal transduction; protein phosphorylation. NCBI's taxonomy places the organism in Eukaryota, Fungi, Chytridiomycota, Chytridiomycetes, Spizellomycetales, Powellomycetaceae. Gene Ontology annotation, cellular component: cytoplasm; nucleus. The annotation marks the transcript as partial.